Messenger RNA from Rhipicephalus sanguineus (brown dog tick), 1348 nucleotides. RefSeq names its product cysteine-rich venom protein. NCBI's taxonomy places the organism in Eukaryota, Metazoa, Arthropoda, Arachnida, Ixodida, Ixodidae. The record is from RefSeq and is a predicted model, not a curated record. The transcript has a single exon. Bases 27 to 1028 code for a protein of 333 amino acids.
GUAUCCCCGUUUGUGGAUCGUAUAUCAUGGCAUCACCAUCGUCAUCACAAUCGAUCGGCUCGCUCCACGCAUUCUCCUGCCUGCGCAAGCCAGGAGCGCGCGCUGCGGAGAGCUCCGCGAUGGAACGCGCUGCACCGACCCUUCUGUGCAUCUGCUUCACGCUGAUCGUCGCCGUGCGAACCAAGAAGCCCUGCCCGUCACCGUACAACGCUACGCACACCAUGUGCAUGCCGCCUUACCAGAGCUGCACCACGCUGUACAGCGAUACGCCGGCUUCGUUCGUGACCAUCCUGUGGGUGCACAACCACUACCGCAGCCAUCUCGCGCUGGGCCAGCUAGCCAACUUCCCGUCAGCCGCCAACAUGCUCCAGCUGCGCUGGGACGACGACCUGGCAGCAGUGGCCGAGGCGCGGGCGCGCCGCUGCAUCGGCCCAGAGGGAGUGUUGUUCACCGACACCAACGAGCAGCGGUGGACGGCCGACUUCCCUCUGGUGGGCCAGAACGUGCUGAACCAGCGCAGCAAGGAGGACAGGCUCUCCGUCAACUGGGAACACGUGGUGCGAGACUGGUUCAAGCAGAACACCUUGUUCACGGCAGACCAGGCGGAGGCCCACAGUGCCGUGUUUGGCGCGGAAGCCUUCAACCAAAUGGCCUGGGCGCGUACCUACGCUAUCGGUUGCAGCUACACGAGCAACGAGGUGCCGGCCUUCAAGCCCGAGAGCAAGGUGUUCAUCUACGUCUGCAACUACGGGCCCCAGAGCGGCGAGAUCGGCCAGCCGCUCUACCAGGCCGGGGAGCCCUGUAGCCUCUGUCCCGAGGACACGAUGUGCGACCCCACCACGGGACUCUGUAUGCUGCAGGGUGAUAAGCCGGGCCGCGACAAGACUACGACGACGCGUCAGCCGUCGCUCUUGGCGACCCCUGCAAAAGCCCGUGAGUCGGCUGCCGGGCCAGUCGCCGUAGCGGUCGAUUCUACGCUCGCCGCAGCCUUGGUGGCCGUCCACGUGUGGCACCAGGGGGUCGCCUGACGAGGAACCACCCAAGAUGAUGUCCUGCUGCGACGAACGCCUUCCGCUAUUUUAUUAUUUUAUACGAACAAUGUUAACAGUUUAACGAGGCUUCUCCGCAGCUGCGCCGGUAUGAGAUAGCGCCGUUUGGGGCAGCCGGCUCUAAGCGAAGCACAUGACCAGCCGUGCGGAACAGGAGGCCGCAUGCAGACGCCGCAGUUGUCGCGGCGACGAUUUAGUAAAGUUUAUAUUCGUGUUCUGAAAUACUGUGCGCACCUUGUAUUAGCUCUUUUUCUUGUCGUUAUCGUUGCGUUAACGCUUUCUUAUGUGCAAAUAAACGG